This is a messenger RNA of Sycon ciliatum, 2169 nucleotides long. RefSeq lists its product as uncharacterized. The transcript has a single exon. Lineage: Eukaryota; Metazoa; Porifera; Calcarea; Leucosolenida; Sycettidae. The record is from RefSeq and is a predicted model, not a curated record. The coding region runs from base 1 to 2169 and encodes 722 amino acids.
AUGACCCUGCCGGUGGAUGGUUCGCGUUCCCAGCUCAACGUACAUCUUCGCGGCCAUCUAAGUCCACCCCACAACGAGCUGGCGCGCGCUCCGCUCGUGCCCCCGCUCCCCCAAAUUCCGGUCGCUGGGCGUUUGAGGCAUUUUGUGCAAGCCUGGUCGGCAAUCACGUCAGACCCGUGGGUCUUGGAUGCGGUGCGGGGCCUGAAGCUGGAUCUCGUGGCCGAUCCCGCACAAAGAACGGAGCCCAGGGAAUUAUCUCUGGAGGAGGACAGAGCGCUCGCUGUGCGGCUCGAAGUGGACGAAUUGAUGCUGAAAGGGGCUGUCACUCGAGUGCAGGAGUGUGCUCAUCAAUUCGUCAGCCAGAUUUUCACCAUUCCAAAGAAGGAUUCCGGCAAGGAGCGUCCCGUGGUGAAUUUGAAAGCGCUGAACGGGUUCGUGCGCUACGAGCACUUCAAGAUGGAAGGAUUGAAGCUGCUGCCCGAUCUCCUUCAGCCCGACGACUGGCUGGUGAAAUUGGACCUGAAGGAUGCUUAUUUCGUGGUGCCAAUCCACCACGAUUUCAGGAGACUGCUCCGAUUUCGGUGGUCAGGUCAGCUGUUCCAAUUUCAGUGCUUGCCUUUCGGCCUGAGCAGCGCGCCAAGGGUGUUCACCAAGCUCAUGAAGGUUCCGAUGGCGAUUCUGCGCAGCCAAGGCGUGCGCUUGAUUAUCUAUCUGGACGACCUGCUGAUUAUGGCAUCGUCGGCGGUGGAAGCACUGGAGCACUUGCGCCGGGCAAUUCAGUUGUUACAUCAACUGGGAUUUCUCAUCAACUUCAAGAAGUCGGUGUUGACUCCUGCCCAGAACAUCUCAUUCUUGGGCUUCGAAGUGGACUCUCGUGCCAUGGAGAUGCGGGUGCCUCCGGAGAAGAUCCGGAAGCUUCGCCAGGAGUGCACCAAGCUUCUGCUGCAGCCACGGGUGACUGUUCGCACGUUAGCCUGUCUGUUGGGGCGCUUGACAUCCCUUUCUCCGGGUCUGCUAACAGCGCCGCUCCGUUACCGGCAUCUGCAGGAGCUCAAGAUCCUAGCUCUUCGCGAGUCCCAGUCUUACGAGGCGACCGUCCAGUGGACACCCGAUGCCAGGCUGGAUUUACAGUGGUGGAAAGAGCGACUGUCCGACUGGAACGGGAAGUCAUUGGUUCGCCCACCCUGCAAUCUGGUGGUGUUCUCGGAUGCCUCCCUCGAUGACUGGGGAGCAGUGUGCAGGGAUCAACAGGUGGGCGGCCGGUGGACUCGGGCAGAGCGUUCCAUGCACAUCAAUGCCCUCGAGUUGACAGCGGCGUUUCUGGCACUUCAGGCCUUCCACCGGGUGGCGUUGGACCGUCCGCUUCAUGUUCGCCUGUUUGUGGACAAUACCACUUGCCAGGCUUACCUCAACAAGAUGGGCGGCACACAUGCCCCGCACUUGUCCCAGCUGGCCUGCCAGGUGUGGGAGUGGUGUCUGGAACGUGGCAUCACAGUUCAAGCCGAGUACAUACCGUCGGCGGAGAACCCGGCCGAUGCCCCGUCCCGUCAGGGGGUCGAUUCGAGCGACUGGAUGCUCGAUCCAGUAGUGUUCCGGGGCCUUUGCCAACACUUCCAGGUGCAGCCGGCGAUCGACCUGUUUGCGUCACGGACCAAUGCCCAGUUGGACAGCUUUGUGUCCUGGGGGCCUCAACCCGGAGCACUGGAUGUGGAUGCUCUUGCCAUAUCAUGGGCCGAUCAAUGCCUGUAUGCGUUUCCACCCUUUGCUCUCUUGCCGAGGGUUCUGCACAAAGUGCGCCAGUCCCCGGGGUGCAGAGUGUUGCUGGUGGCACCAGUGUGGGAUGCGCAGCCAUGGUAUCCGCUCCUGCUCCAUCUUCUGGUAGCAUGUCCAGUUCUAUUACCGGGCCAUCCAGCGCUCCUCACCUCACCGCUGGAUCAACCUCAUCCCAUGGUGCUGGUCGGUCAUCUCCAACUAGCCGGCUGGCUCAUCUCUCCCGAUCCUAUGCGGCGGCAGGCCUUUCAUCAGGCACUAUUGCCCUCAUCCUGGGAUCAUGGCGGGACUCCACCAACUCGGCCUAUUCGUCAGCAUGGACAGCUUGGCACAGUUGGUGUUCUGAACGGCGGAUUGAUUCCUUUCAGCCGCCUGUGUCACAAGUAUUGCAGUUUCUAA